This is a messenger RNA of Metarhizium acridum CQMa 102, 1515 nucleotides long. RefSeq lists its product as uncharacterized. NCBI's taxonomy places the organism in Eukaryota, Fungi, Ascomycota, Sordariomycetes, Hypocreales, Clavicipitaceae. Gene Ontology annotation, molecular function: ubiquitin-like modifier activating enzyme activity; tRNA threonylcarbamoyladenosine dehydratase activity. Gene Ontology annotation, cellular component: mitochondrial outer membrane. The record is from RefSeq and is a predicted model, not a curated record. Gene Ontology annotation, biological process: cyclic threonylcarbamoyladenosine biosynthetic process.
AUGGCUUCUUUCUUUUCAGAUACCCUUUCAAGCCACCGGUUUCAUCUUUUUGCGACAGCUGUGCUGUCGGGCGCAACCGUUGCACUCAUUCUAGGAUAUCAGGGCCGGGAGCGAGAGCAAAGACUUUCUGAGCUCAAGAGAUCUAUACCCUCUCCGGGAGAUGGCGUUCAUCAUACGAAUCAAUUGAACGAUUUUGGAGCGUCUUCAGAGUCAGCAGUCGAUAAGGAAGAUGCUCGCAACCAGGCUCUCAGCAGAAGGGCAUUAGCCGGAGAUUUCGAUGAGGAACUCAUUCUCGAACAGCUCGCUCGGAACAGGGUCUUUCUCACUCCUAAGGGGCUCGCGAAAUUGCGCGACUCAUUUGUCAUCGUAGUUGGCUGCGGUGGUGUCGGAUCGCAUUGCGCUGCGUCACUUGCGCGCUCCGGCGUGAGCAAGAUCCGGCUUGUUGAUUUUGAUCAAGUCACGCUGAGCUCCCUGAACAGACAUGCUGUUGCUACAUUGGCGGAUGUUGGUAUUCCAAAGGUUCACUGUCUUCAGCGGCGACUGAUUGCUAUCGCACCGUGGGUCAAGUUUGAUCUACAGCAAGAAAAGUUCGAUGGGUCUGUAGCAUCGCGGAUGCUAGGGGCUUGGGGAGAUGGACGACAGCCCGACUUCAUCAUUGAUGCUAUCGAUAACAUUGAUACCAAAGUCGAGUUGCUGAAAUACUGUUACGACCACAAGCUGCCAGUGAUCAGCGCAAUGGGAGCUGGUUGCAAGAGUGAUCCCACUAGGAUUAUCAUUGGCGACAUUGGUGCAAGUCGCGAUGAUGGCCUAUCGCGGGCAACAAGACGACGUCUUAAACUACUCGGCAUCACCAGCGGCAUCCCCGCGGUAUAUUCAACAGAGCAAUCCGGAGAAGGCAAGGCAGAGUUGCUUCCCCUCCCCGAGGAAGAGUUUCAAAAAGGGGUGGGUGAUCUCAGCGUGAUGCCCAACUUCAGGGUCAGAAUACUACCCGUGCUAGGAACUAUGCCUGCUAUUUUUGGGCUCACAGCGGCAAAUCAUGUCAUUCUCAGCAUUACGGGCUAUCCACUAAAUUAUGUCCCAGCCAAGGGACGAGAGAAAAUGUACGAAGGAAUGAUGACCUAUGUCCAAGGCUCCGAGGACAGACUUGCACGAAUGUUGGGCUUAGAUACAGUCGGCCUGAAGACCCCUCUCACCUCUGGUGACGUGGCCUUUCUUGCAGAAGAGCUGUAUCAUGGACGCAGCGCUGUCAGUGGCAUAUCGACAAAACUGGUUCUGACUCGUUGGCAGCGACCAGAGGACACAAACAUGAGUGUCAUCGGAGAGGGUAAGGACAUCCAAAAAUGCUCCACCGUGCGACUACGAGAUCUUGUAUGUAUGACCAAAGAGGAGGCAACUAGACAUGAAAAGGAGAUCUUCAAGGCCAGGAAAGCUCUUGGCGAAGUGUAUGAUCAGGAAACGAUCGACCGGAUCGAGGCAAAACUGGCGGUGGCUGCCAAGUAUGAAUCGUAUAGAUAG